AAAAUAUUAAUUUAAUUGUAGUUAUAUAAAUUUCUCUUAUAUGUUUUCAUGAAUGGAUAUGUUAAUGUGCAUGUGCGGAAAGCAUGGUAAUCUGAAGUUUUAUAAAAUAAUUUAAACGAUUCGCUGAUUUGAAUUUCAUGUUAUAAACAUAAAUAUUUUCGCUAUAAUUCAAAUGUGCUACGAUACUGCGUUGAAUAAUAAACAUCUUGACAUACAUUCGAGAUACGUUAAUGAUGAAAGCAUUAUAUCUAUUAUCAUCCAUAGAAUGAGAUAGGUCAGGAUCGAGAAUUUUUGCAAUGGAAAAUUUUUUAUCUUUAUUAUAAAAUCAUAUGGAUACAUUUCGGUGAUUUGACAAUUUUAAAAUGCUGGCGGAUAUACAAGUAAAUGCCGGAUAUACAGGGUGAUUCAAACCAUUUGUCCCUAAAAACAUUAUUUCUAACUAAAUUUCGAGACUUAACUUCUUUCCUUGUGUUCAAAAUUUACAUUUUUAAUUAUAAAAGGAACUAAUUUAUUUAUUACAGAAAAAUACAUAAAGAUAAUGACGAUAGCAAUUCAGAUAUAAAUGCAAAUCUUCUGGAGCUAAACAUUUCCUGAAAUAAAAGUGACUCCUGUACCCAAUUCCGCAUAAUAAGCAAACAAUUUCUUUUUAUAAUUCAAAAACUAAACCUCGGGCAAAGUUUGAAAAGAGAACGAGAAUCAUCUCGGAAUUCAAAUUAGCAAUUUCUAAAACGAAAAUUCAGAAUCACCCUGUACAUCAGAUUAUCCGCGCGGCGGCAGAUUGCCGUGGCGCCAUCUACGAAGCAACGCAGGCAUGCGCGCGCACUCGAGAAUUUGGCACGCGGUUCGCUCGUAGCUCGCCGCACGAAUUCCGUGCGUGCAUUCCCGAUUCAGUCUUAUUCGAUAGCGGAUCUCGGUCGGACGGCAGGUGAGACCGCGGGUGAUUCGCGAAUCCAGCCUUGGUCGCGAAUCGCGCCGCUAGUACAGAAAAGGAGAACCCGAUGGCACACGUAGCGAAGAAGAGACCAAGGUGGUUUCCCAGUUAAGAUUCCCGAACGAUGUGCCAUGGCCUCGUCCUUAGGGGGCCCAGGAAUGACAUCGGGCGUCCCGUCGUCGCGAAUAGUCAACCUGGAAUUUCCCCCACCUCCACCUUACCCGCCGCCCCACAAUCAGAUAUCGUGCAACGCAUUAAUGGAACCGGUAACGCCAGUGGUGUCACCCAUCACGAGUUCGCGCCAGCAUCUUUUGGAUUAUUCGUAUGCCUACUACCCGUCUGACUCGGGUCAUUUCCAUGCCGCAUAUCCGACGGACGUGCUGUUGCAGCAGCAGCAGCAGCAGCAACAACAGCAAGAACAGCAGCAGCAUCAGCAGCUGCUGCUGCGACAAUCUCAGCAACAGUUACAGAUAAGGUCGGAUCCUUUAAAGAGACACACUUACACAACUUGCUACGGCACGGAGGAGAACAUUUACGAGGAGAUAUCGGAAAUCAACAAGCAAUGCCACCGCGCGUUACACGGAUCGCGAAGGUCGCUGGUGGCAGAGGAGGUGCGUCGCGUCCAAUCGCGGCAUCGCCGCGUGCUCGGGGAACUCAAUCUAAGCGUGGAGGCGAUGCUGAUGCCAACCGUGGUCGACAAUAAUGAGGAAGAGAUGACGCAGGAGGACGCUCAUGGAACUUCCACCGAAGAACUAUUGCCUUCGGUCGGAUGCCCAGCCGAUGAUCUCCUCUCUCGCGUCGGCUGCGACAUGGACAGCGGUUUCAGCGGGAGCUCUACCGCGAGUUACAGGUCAGGCUUGGAGAACUAUUAUCCGCUCUUUGUCUGGCCUUCUCUCCCGUUCCCGUUAAGAAUAUCAUGAUCAUCUUAAACGAUUUACAAAUAGAUCUG
Pogonomyrmex barbatus (red harvester ant) is the source of this 1880-nucleotide messenger RNA. RefSeq names its product rho guanine nucleotide exchange factor 10-like protein. Gene Ontology annotation, biological process: positive regulation of stress fiber assembly; actin cytoskeleton organization. The record is from RefSeq and is a predicted model, not a curated record. Gene Ontology annotation, molecular function: guanyl-nucleotide exchange factor activity. Lineage: Eukaryota; Metazoa; Arthropoda; Insecta; Hymenoptera; Formicidae.